Molecule: messenger RNA, 1972 nt
Organism: Echinops telfairi (small Madagascar hedgehog)
Lineage: Eukaryota; Metazoa; Chordata; Mammalia; Afrosoricida; Tenrecidae
Gene: AKIRIN1
Product: akirin 1
Exons: 5
Coding region: 1-405 (134 amino acids)
Biological process (GO): myoblast migration involved in skeletal muscle regeneration; negative regulation of skeletal muscle satellite cell proliferation; positive regulation of transcription by RNA polymerase II
Cellular component (GO): chromatin; nucleus
Molecular function (GO): transcription coregulator activity
Source: RefSeq, a predicted model, not a curated record
AUGUCGGGGAAGAGUAUAUACUCAAGUUUCUUUCUCUUUUUAUUAGAGCAAAUUUUCCAGAACAUAAAGCAAGAAUAUAGUCGUUAUCAAAGAUGGAGACAUUUAGAAGUUGUUCUUAAUCAGAGCGAAGCUUGUGCUUCGGAAAGUCAGCCUCCCUCCUCAGCCCUCACAGCACCUAGUUCUCCAGGUUCUUCCUGGAUGAAGAAGGACCAGCCCACUUUUACUCUCCGACAAGUUGGAAUAAUAUGUGAGCGCCUCUUAAAAGACUAUGAAGAUAAAAUUCGGGAGGAGUAUGAGCAGAUCCUCAAUACCAAACUAGCAGAACAAUAUGAAUCUUUUGUGAAAUUCACGCACGAUCAGAUUAUGCGACGAUAUGGUACAAGGCCAACAAGCUAUGUGUCCUGAGGCUUUCUGCAUAUCUGAGUACCAGGUUUAACCUCAAGAGAUGGCUGCUGUACACUUUUUGCAACUGGUUUGAUAUCACAUUUCAGCUCCAACUUUGCAUCCUGAGAACACUUCAACGUUUCUGCGGGUCCAUUUUUAUACAACUUGAAAGACCUUGAAACUUUCUGGUUGCCACAAGCAUAUCUUUCUUUUCUGCUCAUCCAAUAAACAGCUGUGCCCUACUGUGAUAGAUUUUCCAAACAAAAUACCUGGAGCAGCAGUUUAGCAAAAUAUGCCUUCAGUGGCACACAACAAAUGGAGUUUCCCCAAGCACAGUUCUGUAAGAAGUGUGUGUGAGAAUGUGUGUAAAUGUGUGUAUGUGUAUUUUAAGUUAUUAUUUGUAUUGUGCAAAAUUUUUGAUCUUGGGGGUUCUGGCUGUGAAUAUGAUGCACGACAAUUAUGGUUAAAAACAUUUGCUUGGUCUACAAAAGAUCAUUAAUGUUUUGCGACCAUAUUAGUUGUAACAGUGGAUUGUUUUAUGUAUAGGUAUUACUGUUAAAUACAGGGACUGUUUCCAGGCACAGAGUAUGAAUCAUAAGUUAGAAUGGAUGUUAGCUGUGAUUGAGAUGACAUAGCAGGGGUCUGCGGUCCUCGGUCUGCAAACCCAUGGUGAGGAAUUCUAGAACAAACUGGAGCGAUGGGCCAUUUGACACACAGACUCUGCCGAGCCCUGUGAGAAGAAUACUUGGACUCCACGCCUUAAAAUACCCACAUGGAGUCUGCGCUCACCUCAUUCACAGUCUGAGAGCUCCCUGGAUACUGACCCUCUCAGGAAGAAAGAUCUCCCCGGGAACAAGGGCAUCAGGGUUUGCUUGAACAUAGCAUCGGUGAGCACAGGACUGGGCCAGGCCCCAGCAGCACUGCUGCUUGGAAGGAAGCCGCUUCACCUUUGUGUCAGUCAUUACAAACAGAAUUUGGAUCCUUGGUUGGGGUCCCCAGAUUCUUUUCAGAGGUGUCCAUGUUCAACUGCUUGGGCUUUGUUUUGGCAACCUCCUGCCUGGAGUUUCUUACAGGCUGUUCUCUACCUGUGCCCAAGGCUGGGGGCAGAGAGUAGCCUUCUUCCAGGCUGUUCUCCACCUGUGCCCAAGGCUGGGGAGCAGAGAGUAGCCUCUGUUUUGAGGAGGUGGAAGUUAUGUAUGCAUUUAUUUUUUACUGUGACUUGUUCAGGACCACAUUUUACAAAAUGCCUUUUUUCAUUUAUUAUUUCUGGAAAGGAAAGUUCUAUUAAAAUUGUUUUAGUUUGAAUAUAGACUAGUUUUUUUAAUUAGGAUUUAUUUUGUGGAAAGAAAAAAAACCUGAGUUUAAUUCAAAUGUAUGUCAAUACCUUCCAAAGUAAGGUAAUAUUCAGAGACAGUUGUUCUGAUCAGAAGGCUUAGAGAAAUUUCUGGAAUAUUCACAUUCGAAGAUUCCUUAUUAAUGAAUGUCUUUGACUUAAAUCUAACCAAAAACUGCAACAUUAUUCUUUGUACAUUUUCAUUAUAUAGUGUUAACAAGCUUAGUUGCAAACAAAUAAAAUACUUAAGCUAUU